Messenger RNA from Anopheles arabiensis, 2055 nucleotides. RefSeq lists its product as uncharacterized. Gene Ontology annotation, biological process: positive regulation of cytoplasmic translation. Gene Ontology annotation, cellular component: cytoplasm. NCBI's taxonomy places the organism in Eukaryota, Metazoa, Arthropoda, Insecta, Diptera, Culicidae. The coding region runs from base 108 to 728 and encodes 206 amino acids. Gene Ontology annotation, molecular function: zinc ion binding; single-stranded RNA binding; mRNA binding. The transcript is spliced from 2 exons. The record is from RefSeq and is a predicted model, not a curated record.
GGAUAGAAGCAUACAGCGCAGAUGGUUCUAGAGACCUUACCGCUUGGUUUGUAGAGUUUGAGGAAAUCUCUAGUUUAGCGCGCUGGUCUGAUGAGCAUAAGUUUAUUAUGUGUCGGAAGAAACUGACCGGUGUGGCCAAGAGCUUUCUUGCUACAUUGCGCGGAGUUACCACUUAUGCUGCGCUGAUGCGCGCGUUGUUAGCCGAAUUUGCAACAGUAGUCAGAGCGAGUGAUGUCUAUCGGAAAUUGGCUUCGCGGAAGAAAAGGAAAGACGAAUCAGCGCUUGAAUUCAUUUAUUCGAUGCAAAAACUCGCGCAGUCUAUCGAUAUCGAAGAAGAAGACCUUUGCGAAUUCAUCGUGGACGGGUUUUCGUCCGAUGAAACAACAAGGGCGAUUUUGUACGAAGCAACAACAAUUUCGCAACUAAAGAAAAAAAUAGCGCUGCGAGAACGGGCAGACACAAAAUCAGAGGAUAAGAAAAAACGGCCCUUUGUUGAGCAAAUGCCUAAGCAGCACAAAGACACACCAAAUACACGGAAGCCCAAGUGUUACAAUUGUGGUCAGCUGGGGCACGUGGCCACCAGCUGUGUCGAGCGAAAAAGGGGCGUCAAGUGUUACGGGUGCGGCGUGUACGGGCACAAAGCAAGCGAAUGUGAGAAGAAACAAACAACCAACGCGGGUACACAUUUGGUGACAGAGAGCAACGAUACAAUGCAUUCCAGAGAAUAGGCUCCCCGCCUUUAGAAAACACGUUCGUGACGUUCAACGGUUUUGGCGGUACACAAACAAAAGCCAUCGGACGAAUUUUUGUGGAUGUGUGUGUGUGUGCCGUAUCAUACAAAAACGUUCCUUUUUUCGUGGUGCCGGAUGGAACGAUGGUUUAUGACGCUUUGUUAGGAAGAGAGUCUCUACAGUUUUUUAACGUCUAAGUGACAAUAGAUGGUGUAAAACUAAUCCCACGGAGUGACGAAAUGGAGCAGGUAGCAGAAAGCAACGUUUUUUUGGCUGAUAUAUUUUCAACCUCCACCGACCCGAGAAUAAUAGUGCCGAGUGGUUAUGAAGAACAAAUAAGUGCGUUGAUCGAGAAGCAUUGUGUCAACGACGAGUAACAGCCGCCCAAGGAAUCGACGAUAACAAUGCGGAUCAUCACCAACGAAGGGGCGGUGCCGUUUCGUCAAUCACCUAGACGUUUCUCUCCGCCUGAGAACGAGAUCGUGGAACAACAGAUAGAACAAUGGCUGGAGCAAGGAGUGAUCCAGAAAUCGUCGUCCGACUUUGCGAGCAGAGUGGUGAUCGUCAAGAAAAAGAACGGCGUUAUUAUGCGUUGAUUAUAGGAAACUCAAUUCGAUCGUAUUAAAAGAUGGUUUUCCAAUCCCAGUAAUUGAUGAGGUAUUAGAAAAACUACAGAAAGCUAGGUAUUUUACAGUUAUGGAUUUAACAAACGGAUUUUUUCAUGUUCCAAUAGAAGAUAGUAGUAGAAAAUAUACCGCGUUUGCCACAAAAACGGGAUUGUACAAAUUUAAGAGAGCACCAUUUGGUUUUUGUAAUUCUCCCGCAGUUUUCAUUAGAUUUGUUAACACUAUUUUUUCAAUCAUUAAUUAAUCAAAAUGUAUUAGAUCUGUAUAUGGACUGUUGGCACGAUAUCAUCCUCGUGCAUAUUAGAUGCACCUGUAGUGAUAAGAAAUCUUCUAACUACCCAAAAGAAUAAUGUGGCUUGAAUUUGUGUAGUUACUUGGAGUUUAUUUCUUCUAUGUUAACUCGGGCAGCGUUUCCUCUUAGAUCGGACUUUUGUUAAUGAUCCUAAACCUCAACUUAUCCUUAAUUUAUACUCACUCGUUCGCGCCAAAAUUCCUUAAUCCUAUUCCUCAUUGGCUAAUCCUAAUUAUCGCCUAUUUUACUAUUUCCUAUUUCCUAUCUUAUGCUAUUCUAUUCUAUCCUACGUGUAGCCUUAAUUGUAGAUGUAUGUGUGUAAAUAUAUAUAUGCAUAAUUAAAAUCUAACUAUGUGUAUGUGUGUAAGUGUAUAUGUGUAUAAUUUAAACCUAGCUAGCUAUAAUU